AUGGCCGAUCCUCUCAGCAUAGCAUCUGGCAUUGUUGCGUUGGUAACCUUUGCCCUAACAUCCAGCGUGAACCUUUAUACGACAAUCCGCAACUUUCAAAGCCAAGAUAAAAAGGCCCGCGCCCUUAAGACCGAACUCAGUGAUAUAACGACUGUCCUAGAGUCACUCUUGGAGACUGUGAACAACAAUCCUGACAUUAAUUUUGACGCUCUGAAAGCCCCUUUACACCGUUGCGGGAACGCAUGCAAUGAGUAUGGAGAGCUUAUUUGUCGCUUUACGCGACGCUCCACAGCUUCGCGAUCGAGUGUCCGAGAUUGGGUCACCCAGAAGUAUCUCCAAGGAGAUAUCAACGAUUUUAAGGAUAUGUUGGCAGGGUAUAAGUCUACCAUAAAUAUAGCUCUGGCGAACGCAAACAUUCGUGUAGCUGCUAUAACACCAAGAGUCCUUGAGGAUUACAAGGAUAUGAUUUCGGAUACAACCCAGGAUCUAAAAGAACACUUGCAAAGGCUGGAUGAAAAGAUCCAGCUUCUGUCGCAUUCUGACCAGAGCAAUACUGAGUGGCAAGCAAUGAUACAGGAGAAAAUGAGCACACAGCAAGGUCUCGAAAUUUGCGCCCAACUAUCCAAACGAAUCGAGGAGCUGGAACCAGUGCCGGAAGACAAUUAUCAAUUUUCCGAGCGUCCUUCGGCACAUAAAUAUGUCAAAAGUGGAUUAGACGCUGCCAAGGGUUCUAUCCACAAGCUUGUGACACAGUUGCGUAACCAUGAGGAGGAGAUCGAUAAUCGAAUGCAGGUCAUGGCUUCUACGCAUCCUAUAUCCAAAGACGCAGUCGCGGAGCUUGAGCGACUACGCGCGACGAAAGCUAGCAUCCAUCAAUGCAUACAAGUCAUCUCGGAUGCAGGCGAUACCAGAUCUGUUGAGCGACACAAUGUCUUCGAGGAUAUUACUCUUGCUGAUGAUGCCUAUAACUUUACUAUCUCGACAAUCGGAGACCUCGUAACCGCCAGGCGCAUUAAUCUUACAGGACGGUCACGCAAUGUUGGAGGACAAAUAAGUGACGAAAGCUACCAAAGAACCAUUGACCGCUUUUCGGAGCAAGCGAUACAGAACCCUCAAGAAGCAAACAAAAUCCACGAUCAAAGUGCAUCAAUGCCUAGCUUUGGAAAUCGUCAUGGCCCUGGUCUUAGACUCUCAAAGUUGGUAGAAAACUCUAAAGCUUCGAACAAUAAUUUAUAG
Molecule: messenger RNA, 1236 nt
Organism: Trichoderma gamsii
Lineage: Eukaryota; Fungi; Ascomycota; Sordariomycetes; Hypocreales; Hypocreaceae
Exons: 2
Coding region: 1-1236 (411 amino acids)
Source: RefSeq, a predicted model, not a curated record